Brachypodium distachyon (stiff brome) is the source of this 4265-nucleotide messenger RNA. Its product is annotated as ABC transporter B family member 4. The transcript is spliced from 12 exons. Gene Ontology annotation, biological process: transmembrane transport. Gene Ontology annotation, cellular component: membrane. The record is from RefSeq and is a predicted model, not a curated record. Gene Ontology annotation, molecular function: ABC-type transporter activity; ATP binding; ATP hydrolysis activity. The coding region runs from base 92 to 3913 and encodes 1273 amino acids. NCBI's taxonomy places the organism in Eukaryota, Viridiplantae, Streptophyta, Magnoliopsida, Poales, Poaceae.
AUAAUUGAGCUCAGCUAACUAGCUCCCAUGAUCAAGAACCCGGCCAGAACAUAGAAGCGGGCCGAAGGCGAGAGUUGACUAACGCUUAGUUAUGGCAGGGAGGGAGAGGAGCGUCAAUGGAGGAGGAGGAAUCCAUGGCGAUGAGAGGCCCGCGGCCACGGAGCCGGCGGCGGCGCGCGUGCCAAUGCAUCGGAUGUUCGCGUUCGCGGACAGGACGGACGCGGCGCUGAUGGCGGCGGGCGCGGCGGCGGCGGUGUGCAACGGCAUGGCGCAGCCGUUGAUGACCUUCAUCUUCGGCGACGUCAUCGACGCCUUCGGCUCCUCCGCCUCCUCGCCGGACGUGCUGCACAACGUCACCAAGGUGAUCAUGAACUUUAUCUAUCUCGGCAUCGGAGCUGGACUGGCCUCAACACUUCAGGUAUCUUGUUGGACAAUUACUGGAGAAAGGCAGGCAGCCCGAAUCAGGACUCUCUAUCUCAAGGCGAUUCUGAGACAGGACAUUGCGUUUUUCGAUAAGGAAAUGAGCACAGGACAAGUGGUUGAGAGAAUGUCAGGAGAUACAUUUCUAAUUCAAGAUUCUAUUGGAGAAAAGGUUGGCAAGUGCAUACAACUCCUUUCUACUUUCUUUGGAGGUUUUGUUAUUGCAUUUGUGAGAGGAUGGCUCUUGGCCCUUGUUUUACUCUCAUGCAUUCCUCCAAUAGCUGUGGCUGGCGCUAUUGUGUCAAGGUUGACGACAAGACUCUCCACCCGCAUACAAGCAAAAUAUGGAGAUGCUGGAAAUAUUGUUGAACAAACUAUUGGGACCAUUAGAACGGUUGUUUCAUUCAAUGGUGAGAAGCAAGCUAUAACAAUGUAUAAUAAGUUCAUAAGAAAAGCACGUGAAUCUGCUCUACACGAAGGUGCUGUUAAUGGGCUUGGAUUAGGCUCUGUAAUGGCAAUCUUGUUUUGUAGCUAUGGGUUGGCAGUUUGGUAUGGAUCAAGAUUGAUAGUUGAGCGAGGAUACAAUGGUGGCUUAGUUAUUAAUGUUCUAAUGUCUGUCAUGAUCGGUGCAAUGUCUUUAGGGCAGGCAACACCAUCAAUAACAGCUUUUGCAGAAGGUCAAGGAGCAGCACAUAGAAUGUUCAAGGCAAUUGAAAGACAGCCAAAUAUUGAUAUAUGGGAUACCACAGGUAUCAUAUUGGAACACAUCAAGGGUGAUGUUCAACUAAAGGAUGUGUACUUCAGCUAUCCUACAAGGCCUGAACAUUUGGUAUUUGAUGGGUUCUCAUUGCAAGUACCAAGUGGCACAACAAUGGCACUAGUUGGAGAGAGCGGCAGUGGGAAGUCAACCGUGAUCAGUUUGGUUGAGAGAUUCUAUGAUCCGGGAUCUGGGGAAGUCUUGAUCGAUGGAGUCGACAUUAGAACAAUGAAGCUUGGAUGGAUAAGAGGAAAAAUUGGUCUUGUCAGCCAAGAACCAGUGUUGUUCUCAAGUACAAUCCGGGAAAAUAUCACGUAUGGGAAGGAUGAUCCAACUCUUGAAGAGAUCAAGAGAGCAAUCGAGCUUGCUAAUGCAGCAAUAUUCAUUGAUAAAUUGCCAAAUGGUCUUGAGACAAUGGUUGGGGAACGUGGAAUUCAACUGUCGGGAGGGCAGAAACAAAGAAUAGCAAUUGCCAGAGCAAUUUUAAAAGACCCUAGAAUCUUACUACUUGAUGAAGCAACCAGCGCACUGGAUAUGGGAUCUGAGAGGGUAGUUCAAGAAGCUUUGAAUAGAGUUAUGUUAGAGAGGACUACAAUCAUUGUUGCACAUCGACUAAGCACAGUAAAGAAUGCUGAUGUGAUAUCCGUCCUACAGCAUGGGAAGAUGGUGGAACAAGGUUCACAUGUAGAACUGAUGAAGAAAUCUGAUGGUGCUUACUCUCAGCUGAUUCAUCUGCAAGGGACUCAGCAGGGAUCAGAUGACCCGAAUAUUGACUCUGAUAUGAUAAUAACAGAUGGUCUUAGCUCUACUAGGUCCAUGAAAAGCAAACCAAGAAGUAAAAGUAUGUCACGUAUGAGUAAAGAUUCCUCUUCUUUUGGGAGUGGUAGGCGCCCUUUCACUUCCCCGCUUGGCCUAUCUGAUCCCGUGGAAUUCAGUAAUGAUCAGGACAUAGAGACUAUGGACAAAAUGUCUGGUGGUCGGAAGAAAGCUCCAAUUGGCCGACUCUUCUGUCUCAACAAACCAGAGGCUUUUAUUCUUGCUCUUGGUUCUAUAACUGCUGCAAUGCACGGAGUUGUUUUUCCUGUAUAUGGCGUAUUGAUUUCAAAUGCAAUAAAGACGUUCUAUGAGCCACCAGCAGAGCUACUUAAGGACUCCAAGUUCUGGGCAAGCAUGUUUGUCGUACUGGGAGCUUCCAUACUUGUUCUUGUUCCAAUAGAGUACUUCCUGUUUGGAGUAGCAGGUGGGAAGCUUGUGGAGCGCAUACGAUCACGGACAUUCCAAAGUGUCAUGCGCCAGGAGAUAAACUGGUUUGACAUACCUCAACACUCUAGUGGAGCAAUUGGUGCGAGGCUAUCGACUGAUGCCCUGAAUGUGAAGCGCCUAGUUGGAGACAAUUUAGCACUUAAUAUCCAGACAGUAUCAACCAUCAUAACAGGCUUCACCAUAGCUAUGGUUGCAAACUGGAAGCUAGCAUUGAUCAUCACAGUGGUGGUUCCUUUGGUGGGUUUCCAAGGCUAUGCUCAAAUGAAGUUCCUGAAAGGUCUCAACAAAGAUGCAAAGCUUAAAUACGAAGAAGCAAGCCAAGUUGCAACUGACGCGGUUGGAGGCAUCAGAACUGUGGCUUCGUUUUGUGCAGAGCAGAAGGUAAUUGAUAUCUUCGAGAAGAAAUGUGAAGCUCCCAGUAGGCAAGGAAUGAGGGAAGGUGUUGUUGGUGGCUUGGGCUUUGGCUUCUCGUUUAUGGUGUUCUACUUCACGUAUGCUCUUUGCUUCUAUGUUGGCGCCAAGUUUGUUCACCAAGGAACAGCAUCAUUUCCUGAAGUUUUUAGGGUCUUCUUCGUGUUAGUUUUGGCCACGAGUGGAAUCUCGCGAACGAGUGCUUUAGGUGCAGACAGCACCAAGGCUAAUGAAUCAGCUGUCUCUAUCUUUGAAAUUCUGGACCGUAAGUCGAAGAUUGAUUCGAGCAGCGAGGAGGGUGCAGUCAUUGCAGCUGUUAGGGGUGAUAUUGAGUUCCAGAAUGUGUGCUUCAAGUACCCACUACGUCCAAAUGUUCAGAUUUUCAAUGAUCUAUCCUUGAGCAUUCCUUCUGGAAAGACUGCCGCGCUUGUCGGGGAGAGUGGAAGCGGGAAGUCGACGGUGAUCGGGUUGCUGGAGAGGUUCUACGACCCGGACUCAGGAAGGAUCCUUCUCGACGGCAUGGAGCUUCAGACCCUCAAGGUCGGCUGGUUUCGGCUGCAGGUCGGACUCGUGGCGCAGGAGCCUGUGCUGUUUAACGACACCAUCCGCGCCAACAUCGCCUACGGCAAGCAGGGGUCCGCGUCGGAGGAAGAGAUCGUCGCCGCCGCAGAAGUGGCGAAUGCACACCGGUUCAUCUCCGGGCUGCCCAACGGGUAUGACACAGUGGUGGGUGAGAGAGGGAUCCAGCUUUCCGGCGGGCAGAAGCAGCGUGUGGCAAUCGCGAGGGCCAUUGUGAAGGGACCCCGGCUGCUGCUGCUGGACGAGGCUACAAGCGCGCUGGAUGCCGAGUCCGAGCGCGUGGUGCAGGAGGCGUUGGACCAAGCGAUGGUCGGCCGGACCACCGUCGUGGUGGCGCAUCGACUGUCGACGGUGAGAGGCGCCCACAUCAUCAGCGUCCUAAAGAACGGGACCAUUGUGGAGAAAGGAAGGCACGAAGAACUCAUGCGGAUAAAGGAUGGAGCCUACGCCUCACUUGUUGAGCUUAGCUCCGCUUCAAGGUAGUCCUGAUGAAAUGAAAGCAAGGACUUUGUAUAUGCGAGAAUGGUGGUAUAUGCAAGUUUGAAAUGAAAAUUAGGAGAGAAAGUGUUAAGUUUAUAGUGCACGAUUCGUUCUUCUCUGCCAACAUUGCAUGUACUGCUCCCUCGGUCCCAAAACAAGUGACGUGGAUUUGCAUGGGACGGAUGUGGUAUAUACCAUUAUUCAGUUUAUAUGGCUGUGCAUGGUUGUAUACUCAAUUUCUCUCAGAUGACUGAGGUAUUUAUUUUGUGAAUUUGCUGUCAAAAAGUUACUGUUGAAAAGCUAAUAGUCAUUUUGACAAAAAAAAAGAUUGUAAUCUAAUAAAUCUGGAAGGAGG